Molecule: messenger RNA, 731 nt
Organism: Elaeis guineensis (African oil palm)
Lineage: Eukaryota; Viridiplantae; Streptophyta; Magnoliopsida; Arecales; Arecaceae
Product: CASP-like protein 4D1
Source: RefSeq, a predicted model, not a curated record
UUUUCUAAGCAGUCCACCUACAUGGGCGUAGUAUAAAAGCAACAGCGAGAUAGAGAUCAUUCCCAAGUUAUCUAAAAUGGCGUCUUCGGUGGCGAUUACAGUUCUAAUCAACAGGCUCUUUGUGUUCAUUUUUCUCUUUGUUUCCCUCAUGGUCCUUGCCACUAACAAGGUGACUACGUCCUACUUAACCGUUGAUGACAACCCCUCUAAAGUUACCUUCAAAAAUUCUUAUGCUUAUAGAUUUCUUCUUUCGGUGGCGGUCAUUGGAUGUGCAUACACGCUCCUGCAAAUUCCGUUUGCAGCUCUGAGCAUAAGCAAUCGCACUGAGAUUUCGCAGUUUGUUAUCUUCCCUGAUCUGGUUUUUACACCAUUAUUUGCGAUGGCAGUCGGGGCCGGAUUUGGGCUCACAGUCGAUGUUAAGCACUUUCUAGAUAAAUUAUUCGCAAGCGCGGAUCUGCAAGAUGAUCCAGAACUAAAAGACGUUGAUAAGUUCUUUGAUCAUGUAUAUGUCUCUGCGGGCUUCCUUCUCCUGGCUACCGUAUUCAUGGUAGUUAUGACUAUCCUUUCAGUACAUGCUGUCUCAAGGAAAUGAUGUUCGAAUGAGAGUGGUCAUUUUCCUAUCUAAUCCGUAAUAAACCUCAUCAGUGACUUGUUAUCCUGAUGGAUUCCUCCAUCUAUAGUGAUGUAGCCUUUUAAUUUUCUUGCAAUACAAUUACUUCAGUCAUGAGAUA